UGUCAAGGUCCAAACAUGGCCCAGAGCGUUUUAUACCACCGGCUGCUUCACAGUAACAUCAAAGUCUUACAGAAAUGUUCCGUCAGAUUCAUACACAGUGUUUUACGGAGAGAAACUGGGCUGAAAAACACACUGUCACCGCGGAGAGUCCACUGCUGCCUGGUGAAUGUGAGUCAGUGGCACACCUGCAGAACAACACAAUGGCUCAACCAGAACAGCUCGAGAACAUUUUCCUCAGUGCCUCCAUUACCAGGUGGUGAGCCGAAGAAGUCUGGGCCUGUGACAUGGAAAUCUUUAGCAAUAACAUUUGCUAUUGGAGGCGCAAUGCUGGGAGGGAUGAAAUAUUUCAAAAAAGAAAAGGAAGAAAAGAUUGAAAAAGAGAGGAACAAAUCAAUAGGAAGGCCGGCGCUGGGGGGUCCGUUCUCGCUCACUGAUCACAACAACAAGCCCGUCAAGAGCGAGGACUUCCUGGGCCAGUGGGUCCUCAUCUAUUUUGGGUUCACUCACUGCCCGGACAUCUGCCCGGAUGAAUUAGAGAAAAUGAUUGAAGUCGUGGACGAAAUAGAUGAAAUAAAGUCUCUUCCAAACCUGACGCCUCUCCUCAUCACCAUUGAUCCAGACAGAGACACACCAGAGGCCAUGGCCACGUAUGUGAAAGAGUUUUCUCCGAAGCUGAUCGGCCUGACGGGGACGCCGGCUCAGAUCGAGCAGGUUUCUAGAUCCUACAGAGUCUAUUACAGUCAGGGACCAAAGGACGAAGACAACGACUACAUUGUGGAUCACACCAUCAUCAUGUACCUCGUCGGACCGGACGGAGAGUUUGUGGAGUAUUUCGGACAGAACAAGAGAAACGUGGAGAUCGCCAACUCGAUAGCAGCUCACAUGAGGAAGUACAAGAAGAAGUGAGCUGCAGGCUGCUGAAGCUCCGGACUGACUGUCCUCAGGUGUUUCUCUGUAAUCUGACUCAAAUCAUCUCUGCCUUAUAUCUGCUCUUAUUUAUUCUGGAUACACUAUUAUAUUUUUCUGUGAGGAGAAAACAGGUCUGCUCCAUACUCCAUUAUUACCCAUAAUGCACUUCACACUCCUGCUGCAUCACCUGAUUUGGAAAAGACUGCAAGUUCUUCCUGCUUGGAAAAAACUCCAUCUCCUCAUUAUGAUUGCUCACGAUUUCUGUGAAGGAAAUACCUGAAGACAAAUGUACGAUUUAAAUUAAAGAUUUUGUGAUAAAAGCAAAAACACAACACA
Molecule: messenger RNA, 1245 nt
Organism: Lates calcarifer (barramundi perch)
Lineage: Eukaryota; Metazoa; Chordata; Actinopteri; Centropomidae
Gene: sco1
Product: protein SCO1 homolog, mitochondrial
Biological process (GO): mitochondrial respiratory chain complex IV assembly
Source: RefSeq, a predicted model, not a curated record